AUGGUCGUGGUCGCUUUCUUCAUCUACAAAGGUGGUGCCUUGCGAGAGCUGUUGCAGCUGCUGUCUGACGCAAGGGGAAACUACGGGAAUGGAGAAAACAGUCAGAGCAUCCGACUCCGAAACCAGAAGCUGGCACACCGCCUGUAUAUAUUCAUGCAGGUGGCGCUGCUGCAGGGCCUCGCCGCGUGGUUCUCCACGCCUCUACUGGCGCGCGCAUUCCUCACCUCAGAUGAGGACUCACUUGAAUCUGCUCGCCAGCUCCCAGUGCCCUUUUGGUUUCCUGGAAAUAUGUACUUAUCACCCACAUACGAAAUACUCUAUAUCAGUCAAGCUUUCUGUCAACUAGUAGUGACUCAGUCUGCGACUUGUGUUGACGCCUUUUUCAUCCACAUAAUGCUGGUGGUGGCAGCUGAGCUAGAAGUUUUGAACGAAAACAUUACAGCCAUCCAGAAGCUUCGUAUUAAGCUUCAAGGAAUGGAAUAUCAAGAGAGCAAUCUUGGGAUUGUAGCUAAACACGAAGAACCAACUGUGUUCGUGUCAUCAGAGUGCACCCCAGACGAAAUGUACCUGCAAAUGGUGAAGAAUAUUCAGCAUCAUUACGUAAUUCUCAGAUCCGUCUCCCUCUUGCAGAGAAUAAUGAAUGUAUCGAUUUUCAUCCUUCUUUUUGUCAACAUGGCGGAUUUGUGUUCCUGUAUAUUUGUUUCUGCUGUGGUGUUGCAGAGAGAUGGGAAUAUUACAAAGGCGUUAAAGCCACUGAUGACCAUCCCACCUAUCCUAUACGAAACUUUUCUGUACUGCAUUGUUGGGCAGAUCUUAACUGAUCAGAGUGAGAAGCUGGUCAACUCUGCCGUCAGCUGUGGCUGGGCAGACGGCGACGCCCGCUUCAAGAGGAGCCUCCUCGUCUUCAUGACGGUGGCCGGGCGGCCUCUGGAGAUCACGGUGGGCAAGAUGUGCAAGCUGUCCAAGCAGAUGCUUGUACAGGUGCUGAAUGGAACAUAUGGCCUGUUGAACUUGCUGUAUCAUUUUAACAGUACCAAGUGA
Schistocerca nitens (vagrant locust) is the source of this 1041-nucleotide messenger RNA. Its product is annotated as odorant receptor 43a-like. The record is from RefSeq and is a predicted model, not a curated record. Bases 1 to 1041 code for a protein of 346 amino acids. Gene Ontology annotation, cellular component: plasma membrane. NCBI's taxonomy places the organism in Eukaryota, Metazoa, Arthropoda, Insecta, Orthoptera, Acrididae. The transcript has 7 exons. Gene Ontology annotation, molecular function: olfactory receptor activity; odorant binding. Gene Ontology annotation, biological process: detection of chemical stimulus involved in sensory perception of smell; sensory perception of smell.